Messenger RNA from Adineta steineri, 660 nucleotides. The record is from the annotation of a GenBank genome assembly. Lineage: Eukaryota; Metazoa; Rotifera; Eurotatoria; Adinetida; Adinetidae.
AUGACACCCAUAGAAUUUCUCGAAUUUCGUGGUUAUCUCAGUGCAGGCAGUGGAUUUCAAAGUCUCCAGUUUCGUAUUAUUGAAAUGAAACUCGGUUUGACCGACCGAUUCCGAAGUUCCUUCAAAACGAAAUAUUUCACUGGGACAAUGUUUAAAGGUGAACAAAAUGUCGAAUUAGAACAAGCUAUAAACGAAGAAUCAUUAUUGAUUCAAAUCGAGAGAUGGUUGGAAACCAUUUAUGAUAAUACAUCGUUCGAUUUUCUUACCGUAUUCACAUCGUCUGUAGAACAUUUUAUCGAGCACGGAAAGAAGCAAAAAAUCAUGAAUGGUGUUGCUAUCGAAACCGCUGAAAGAGAUGUGGAGACGUCGAAACGACUAUUUGCAAGUAUGAUCGACUCAAGUGAAUAUCAAAAACUACUGAAUAAUAACGAACGUCGAAUUAGUCAUAAGGCGAUGUUAACCGCACUAAUGAUUUCACUCUACCAUCAACAACCUUGCUUUCAACAGGCUUAUCAAAUGCUCGGCUUACUCAUGGAUGUCGAUGCUCUGAUGGCGAGCUGGCGUUAUAAACAUAUGCUUUUGGUUCAACGUCAAAUUGGUCGUAAACCAGGCACAGGAGGCACUGGUGGUUUCUCUUAUUUGCAGCAAACUAUCACGUAA